Molecule: messenger RNA, 6265 nt
Organism: Poecilia reticulata (guppy)
Lineage: Eukaryota; Metazoa; Chordata; Actinopteri; Cyprinodontiformes; Poeciliidae
Product: keratinocyte-associated protein 3-like
Source: RefSeq, a predicted model, not a curated record
GCCUGGAAGUGAAACGCCGUCCCUGCUUCCUCAAUUUCCCACAACAACAACAACAACAACGCCACUCCGUCUCUCUUAGAGUGAGAAGACCUCAGCACUCCCACAGGUGUUUCUCUUAUUUUGAAAAGCCAGAGAAUUACAGGUGUCACAGCGGCUGUUUGACCGGACUGAGGAGGAGGAGGUGGUGGUGUCCGGGCCUGAGAAGAGCUGGAGCACGCGCUGAGGCCUGACCACACAGGACCCGCCGUCAGACACGCCGCAUGGUGACCUAACAGAGAGGGGCAUCGCAGGCAUGUGUUGCGACAACCUGGAGGAGCCGCUGGAGCUGAUGAGGAUGGGUCUGAGCGUGAUCCUCGUCGGUCACGUCAACUUCCUGAUGGGGGCGCUGGUGCACGGCAUCGUGCUCCGGCAAAUCAACCUGCACGAGAAGGCGCGAGGCAUGGUCUACGCCAUCUCCAACGUGGUCACGCUCUUCUCCGGCAUUUUGGGUGUCAUCGUUGGGAUCCUCGCUAUUAUCCUGUCGAAAAACAAGAAGAGCAAACGCCUGACGUGGUCCUUAUUCUCCAUCAGUCUGGUUUCGUCGCUCAUGGCAGGAGGUUCCACCAUUGGGCUCUUCGUGUCUCUAGUGAAGACCAUCAUCAACGGCAGGCGGGUUCUCCUGACUCACUGCCGCUUUCCCGUUGCCAUAGGCUACUCCAGCGUUACCAAUGAGUGUCCUUUUGACCCCACCCGUGUCUAUAGUACCACUAUUAUCCUCUGGGUUGGUCUGAUUGUAUCGUGCAGCAUUCAGAUGGUAUUUUCUGCUCGAUGCCUUGCUGCCUGUGCUUCCUUCUUGGGACUGCCUGGUUGCCCCAAAAGCAGGAGACAUAAAAAAACCUAUACCAGACCCAUCAAUGUGGCAAAGUCGGCGAAGGAAACUUCUCAACCUCACCACACCGAGCCCCCAAGAAGGCAACACAACCCUUCACGAGUCUACACUGAACCUCCCAGAGUCCGCAAUACGUCACCUAGACGUCACACAGAACAACCAAGAUGCCACGAGGAACGUUCACAAUUCUACUCCAACCCUCCUAGAGACCACAGUAAACCAACCAGGCAUCAUAAAGACCCCCCAAGAAGCAACCACAAACCAUCAAGGCACCCCACUGCGCCUCCAAGACUGGAGCGCCACUCUCCUCACAGGCCUCUUCCUUCCCGCAAUCAGAGUCUUCCCACGUUAGAGAGGCAGCCUCUUCGGGAAUUUCACCGAGACUGGUCGGACGUAGAACGCCAAGAAAUGAGGAGUUGCAGUCAACAAAGAGGGCGGAGGGAGCACCACAACCUGAGGAGGGGUUCAUCUGACAGGUCCAGUGUUUGGAUAUAGUUCUUUGUGAGGCCAAAUUGUCUUUAAGUACACUUUACUUGUUGCUGCAGUAGCAGUCAAGUGUCCAGCAUCACACAGACUCCAUUUAUUCCAUCUGUGUGGAAUAAAUCGGCUUUCAAAAGUCGUGUCCUUAUUGAAUGGAGACAUUUUUUAUUUUCAUAGGGAAUUUUCAGGAUGUUUGGGAAGGACAGGAAGUUUGUACAAGAUGCAGCAUACGGGGCGUGUUAUUGCUCAUCUUUCUAUUUGUAAUGGUUGGAUUAUAUUAGAGAAAACUGCACUUAAUACUUUAAACUGAGAACCUGCCAAUGUCCAUAGAAAGGCUUGACGGCAUGUUUUAUUUUCAGCUAUGAACUGAAAGAUUAAACGCCUUGCUGAAAAAUAAGGUUAGCCAAAUGUGCCAGAGAGUACUUUCAGAGAUAGCUUAGCCUCUAUGCUAACUUUAGCUGCUAGCAAGCUGGUUCUUUCUUGAGGACCAGAACCAGCAAUAUUUUUGUUUUCAUCAUGAAAAUCUUUUUCGAUUUUUUUAAUGAUUUUUUUUUUGUUUGAAACAAAGUUGUACCAAAUGCUGCUAAGAAAUGAUGGCUGAGCUGGACUCAACUAUGCUUAGCUUGACUUGAUGCACCAAAAGCCAGUCAGGCAAGGCCUGCACACCACAAAAACAGAGUAUUUAGUUAUUUUCCUUAAGGUGGUCCUGUCUGAUGAGGACAUUUAAUACUUCAAAAGAACUCAAGUGGAAAACUCUUGGGGAAUUUUCCUAAGGUCCCUCCCAUUGCCACGUGUCGGUGUUGUGUUGUAACCCACUUCAGGUUUCUGAGCAAUCCCACGAUAGUGCUUAGAGACGACACAAAAAUCAAGUUUAGAGCACAUUGUAUGUCAAGGACAAAUUGCAAGAACACCCAAAUCGUGCCUACAAGAACAGAAUGUCAUUUUGUUAUUGUAUCCUGGGGGAGAUGGAACACAUUUUCUGUCCAGACAGAACAUGUACAGGCCGAAACAUAAACUGUCCCAGCAAGUCAUUAAUGCACACUUAUUGAUAGUGUUAUGUAACCCAAAGCAUAAAUGGCUAACUUAGUCAUGUUUUGCUAAGUCUUCACAGACUAGAUUUCUAAUAAAAAGAGCUACAUAUUAUUACAAAUGUCAAUCUUAACACAAAUUUAAAGGGCAAAAGUUUUGCUACGUGUCCAUGGUAAACAAACUAAGUGAAUGGUUUGCUGCAGUUAAGUGAAAGGAGGCCUUAUGAGAUAAUAAACACUCUGUGCUAGGUUUAGUUGUUAGCGUGGUUAGCAAGAAAGUUCUUUACAACGCUCCACAAAAACAAACUUGUUUGUUCACCCAGAGCCUCAAGAACUGUCCAACAAUUACUGUGGUGAUGUGAGAAGUGGGAGUGGAUAUUCUGUUGACAAAUCAUACUGUGGGAGGGACAUGAGAGGAAUUACCAAGAGUUAUGUACUUGAUUUCUUCUCAAUGUCUUUACCAGAAAGAAUUUAGUUUUUGUUCUUGAGUAAACUAACUUUGUUUUAACUCAUGUGGAGUGUGUACAUGUGUUACAACCAGCAAAGUUAAACGUUUUUUUUUCUUUUUUGUUGUUGCCACAGAAGCAUUAUCUAGUGACGUAUUGUGUUUAUUACUUUUUGAUACUUGACAUAUGAUAGCAGAGCUGGACUCAAUUUGGUUUAGCUUGACUGGAUACUUUUGAACAUUUGAGAGCUUUCUACAAUUUUACUAUUGUUGCCACGAGGAUAAAUGUUUAAAUUAGUGGCGUUCUCCUGUUGGGCUAACUCACCUGUUGUUUUACUGCCUCGUUGAUUGUAAUGUGAACAGUUUUUAUUUUUUCAACAAUAUUCUCAUCCCCAAAGUUAUGAAUUAUUCUCACCCACCCUCCCAACAUUUGAUUUUACAAACAAGUACUGAAGCGCUACAUUCCUAAUCUGUGAGUUCAUUCAACCUUUAAACCCUGGGAAAGUUUGUUUUUUACUGACUGCAUGAGAUUUAAGUAACUGAAUAUUUUUACGUUGAAAAUUAAAUUCUGUUACAGGCAAUACGGAAAGUAUUUGAUGUGUGUAUUUCUUAUUUAAAUAAAUCUUUGUGUAUUCAGGUACAGCUUGCAUGUGUUUACAGUCUGAAUAGUGUUUUCUUUCAGCGUGCCAGUGACCUGACAGGUACGACUGGUUGGACUCCAAACGGGUAAAAAACAGAAAGCUGGCAAGUUGCUACGUUCAAUCCUGUCUGGUGUGUCUUAAUAAAGCCCUUUUAAUAAUUUUUGAAACGUGGGAUGACGACGACGUUCUUCGGCGCGGAAGUGAGGACGCGGUCGACACAUGCUGCUUCGAAACACACGGGGUAUAUUUUAAUAUCUUUUUAAUGUCAGGUUCAACAGAACAAACAUUGCAUCCUCGUACGAGGUUUUCAUGCAACAGAAAAGUAGUGCAGGAAUAGGGGAAGGAUAAAAGAGGAGGAGGGGCUUAUUUUAUUUUCUUCAAGACAAGAUACAAGUUCGUUGUAAGAGGCAGUGAUAAUAGAAACACAACAAAAUAGGAAUAAACUGUAGUGGGUCAGGAAAUUCUGACUGUUUCUUAUCCUACCAGCAGAAGGCAGUGAUACUUAAGGAUCCCCAAAGCAGAGAUGCUGCUGGAUAGGCAGUUCCUGUUCAAAACAUUUGGUACAAGCUGACUUUUUUUAGAUCCAUGUCAGAGCAGUUGGACGCGGUGGCGAUCAAUUAAAUAUUGAAUAAAACUAAAACGGUAAAGAUAAAUUGAUUUGACAGAGUAAAAUACAUUCUUUGCAUUGAGAGGGCAACUGUAAUCUGGAUGCACUGUGAGACGUUUCAGAGUGGUUCCGGCACCGAUGUCUUGUUAAAACUUUCAACAACCCACAUUUUGAGGUGUUUUUUCUUGCUGUCAAUUAGGUGCCCUAAACAUGAACCUUAAAGUACCAAUGAAAACUGAAUCGCCCUUGAAAUCCCCAGACGAGAACAAGUGUACGGCAUCCUUUGUUCUCCUGAAACGAGCCUUUUCGUGCGACUGCUCUGCAAGCAGACCAAUCUGGGCGCUCGGAAAAGCGUUCAGCAUAAGAGUGAUGAACAAGCCCUUAGUGAGUUCUCUGUCUGUCAGAGGGAGAAAAACAGAUUGGAUGGAGGGAGCGGAGGGAAGUGGAGGCUGCUCCACAGCUCUGAGGAAUACUCAUUUUUGAGAGCUGCAGAGCUCCAAAAAUGUAUCGUCCUGCAUAAACUGUGGUUGUGAAAGUAGCCCGUGUCUUGCUUGUGGGAUCAUGCAUUAUAGUAACAGGUUACAACUAUCUUAAGUUUACUGCUCGAUAUUAAAGAAUUCUAACAUACUUACAGUAACUUGCAAAAUUGUUCGUACCUCAUUAACUUUUCUUUUUUUUUUUUGAUUUUGACACAUUACAACCACAAACUGCAAUGUACUUUAUUGGGAUUGUACGCGACAGAUCAAAACAAAAGUUGCGCAUAAUUGUGAAGUGGAAGAAAACCAUAGGACGCCAACAAUUUCCUUCCAUCAUCACCACCAUGUUGUCUGUUUUAAUCGAACUCUACGUCGUUUGCCUGUACAGUCCGGUUCGAUUCAGGAGGAGCGAAUGGGCAAUCGAACUCUGCUCCGUCUAAAAACCUAGACAUCGUUUUGGUUGAAGUGAACUCUGGUGCGGUUCGAAUGGAUUUGUGAACGACAAGCAAACCAGAGACCGCUACAAAAGUAGGAAGCAGAUUAUAGCGCAUGGCAUUCUGGGUAAAUGCAACCAAAGCAAACGCAAGAGUCGAACACUAGCAGGAGAAAUGGCCUGUAGUCUUUUACCAACAACCAAAGUGAAAUUUUACAACCACUUAAAUCAGACGCUACCCCAUUUUUGUUUACGUUCUCUAAAGUUGCACACAGAGAAUUUUGUUAAAUGGGGGAAUUUAUUCAAAAUAGUGAUAAUAUUGAUGCCUGUAUCACAUCAAUACUAGCCUGGCAGGUACUUUAGAUUAAUAUCCCCACUUGAAAUUUCACAUUUUUGUAUUGUAGUUUCUCAACUCUACCUUAAAACAGAUUUUGUUUCAAUUUGCUCCCAAAUGACAAUUUUCUUUUGCCAUUUCUUUAGUAAAAAAAAAAAAAAAAAAAAAGACUUGCCCAAAUCCUGCCCUAGCUUUUAAGAAACAUAAUUCACAGGAAAAACUACAAAAAUGUUCUUACAGUCAUAAGUUUGACAAUGUUAGAAAAAUGCAGCAUCGCUCACCUCUAGUUUUUGAGUGUUUCCGCCAGUGAUUCUUGUUGCAGCGCUACCACAGGCGAGGAGGUGAACAGGUUUUUCAAAGCGUUUGGUUCCUUUCCCAGCGCAGUAUCAAAGCAAACGGAACCAUCUGAAAAUGGAACAAAUGCUCCCCACUCAACUCGAGUACCAGACUGUUAUUUUUCUAACGCCACCUAAACUGACGGUCAAAAGAGGAGCGUCGAUCAAGAGAAGUAACUUUGGAGAUGCUGGAGAAAUCUAGCCAGCAAGAUUAGAGAAGACAAAAAAAAAACACUUAAGUUUUUAGCUUAUACUUAAGUAUUACACUUAUUUUUUUUUCCAUUUUUUUUGGUUGUAACAUGAGAAAAUGUGAAAAGCUUCAAAGGGAUGCGAAUAUUUUCGUUUUUGCAAGAUACUGUAUUAUUAAGAAAACAACACAACAAGGUAAUACUGUAAAAGUUAGCUUCAAGCACACAGUCAGAAUUCACACAUGCACACGCACACACACACACACACACACACACACAUUCAGAUUGAAAGCACAGCCGUACUCUGUAAAUACAUGGCGGUAAAACAACGAUAUGUGCUACUGGUGCUGUUGAUCGGAUGCAUCAUGAGAUCCUCUUAUUUCACUGGGAAUUAAUAUCCUUCAUUUUGAGCAAAAUCCAUUAAAAAAAA